Molecule: messenger RNA, 957 nt
Organism: Bicyclus anynana (squinting bush brown)
Lineage: Eukaryota; Metazoa; Arthropoda; Insecta; Lepidoptera; Nymphalidae
Exons: 6
Coding region: 127-858 (243 amino acids)
Source: RefSeq, a predicted model, not a curated record
CCCUCACUUCACUUGUGCCUUACUCUUUGGCUUUACUCUUUGAGUCUUUGCUCUUUGGCUUGUGUUAAAAAUGAAAAUUUUUAAAGCGAUUUAUUUUAAAUAUUUUGUGUAUUAAAUAUUAAUACUAUGACUGAUUUUGAAAUUGCUGACACAACCAGGUUAUCAAGACCUAGUCUUGCACAAGUAAAGGCUGUUGUAGAGUUUAUUCAAAAACAUCCGAGUAUAGCACAAAAAGGGCUCAGACAUGGUCUUAGUCAAGAGAAAGUUCAUAAGCAAUGGGUUGAACUCUCUAAUAUUGUCAAUUCCAUUAGAGGAGCUGUUAAGUCAACUAAAGGAUGGAUUAAGUUCUGGUCAGAUAAACGAAGAAACACAAUAGUAAAAGAAAAACAGAUACGAACAGGUAAAAUAGUUGCAAAACUGACUUCUUUAGAACAGAAGAUUUUGAAUAUAGCUAAAUCAAGGAGAAAGAAAUCUGUCCCACCACAACUAUGCAAUGGAGAUGAUAAUUCUGAUGUACUGGAAGGAGAUGAUGCAGAACUGCAAGUAGACGCUUACAAAACGGAAGCCGAUGAACGACAUUUAAACAUGAUGGAGCAAAUGAUAGAAGCAAUGGAUCAGCAAGCUUCCGCCUUGGCUAGGGUGGCGCAGGCGACGUUGAUAAAAUCAAAAGCUAUGGAGAGGAUAGCUGAGGCUACUCAUAAACAGGCUCUGGCAGUAGACCGAUUGGCCGGUACGUUUGAGACGAUAGAUACCUCAGCGUUUGACGUAAGAAACGCUGUCAUAAGCAUUGACUACAGCAUCAAGAAGUGUUUCGCUACCAGCUCUACGCAGCACAGGCAGAACAAUCUGUUUAGUUAAUUGUAUUACACUCUUUAUUCCAUUAUGUAUAAAUAAUUCAUUUAAUGUAUAUUUUUAUGUUAAUAAAGGACUAUUCAUACAUUUUAGCACAAAAUAUUA